This is a messenger RNA of Propithecus coquereli (Coquerel's sifaka), 2727 nucleotides long. It is a transcript of the gene IPP, whose product is annotated as intracisternal A particle-promoted polypeptide. Bases 46 to 1800 code for a protein of 584 amino acids. Lineage: Eukaryota; Metazoa; Chordata; Mammalia; Primates; Indriidae. The transcript has 8 exons. The record is from RefSeq and is a predicted model, not a curated record. Gene Ontology annotation, molecular function: actin binding.
GAACAAAUUAUGUGCAACAGUCCUUUUAAUUAAUCUAUCAUCAUCAUGGCUAAUGAGGGCUGUCUGAAGGCUUGUGAUAGUCCUUUUUCAUCAGAUAAACAUGCCCAACUCAUCUUGGCCCAGAUCGAUAAAAUGAGAAAUGGACAGCAUUUUUGUGAUGUGCAGCUGCAAGUUGGGAAGGAAACUUUCAAAGUUCAUCGGCUAGUUUUGGCUGCCAGUAGUCCUUACUUUGCAGCCCUGUUCACUGGAGGAAUGAAAGAGUCCUCAAAAGAUGUUGUACAGAUUCUAGGAAUUGAACCAGGAAUCUUUCAGAUACUUCUAGAUUUCAUUUACACAGGUAUAGUGAACAUAGGUGUGAAUAAUGUCCAGGAGUUGAUUGUUGCAGCAGACAUGCUACAGUUGACUGAAGUUGUUAAUCUUUGCUGUGAAUUUCUGAAAGGCCAAAUUGAUCCACUGAACUGCAUUGGGAUCUUUCAGUUCUCUGAGCAAAUUGCCUGCCAUGACCUUUUGGAAUUCACAGAAAACUACAUUCAUGUCCAUUUUUUGGAGGUUCAUUGCGGGGAAGAGUUCCUGGCACUUACAAAAGAUCAGCUGAUCAAAAUUUUGCGAAGUGAAGAGCUUAGCAUUGAGGAUGAAUACCAGGUCUUCUUAGCUGCAAUGCAAUGGAUUCUGAAAGAUCUGGGAAAGAGAAGAAAACAUGUGGUAGAAGUGCUAGACCCAAUUCGAUUCCCCUUAUUACCUCCUCAGAGGCUUUUAAAGUAUAUAGAAGGAGUAUCUGAUUUUAAUCUUCGUGUUGCAUUGCAAACACUUUUGAAAGAGUACUGCGAAGUAUGCAGAUCUUCCAAAGAGAACAAGUUUUGUAGUUUCCUGCAGACAUCUAAAGUUCGACCUCGGAAGAAAGCAAGAAAGUACCUAUAUGCAGUAGGUGGAUAUACUCGGUUGCAGGGCGGUCGUUGGAGUGAUAGCAGAGCCCUCAGCUGUGUAGAACGUUUUGACACCUUUAGCCAAUACUGGACCACUGUGUCUUCACUUCAUCAGGCUCGAUGUGGGCUGGGAGUAGCAGUUCUGGGAGGGAUGGUGUACGCUAUUGGAGGUGAAAAGGAUUCGAUGAUUUUUGACUGUACUGAAUGCUACGAUCCAGUUACUAAGCAGUGGACAACUGUAGCUUCAAUGAAUCAUCCCCGCUGUGGUUUAGGAGUGUGUGUGUGUUAUGGAGCUAUCUAUGCUUUGGGUGGAUGGGUUGGAGCUGAGAUAGGGAACACCAUUGAACGAUUCGAUCCUGAUGAAAAUAAAUGGGAAGUAGUUGGCAACAUGGCUGUGUCACGCUACUACUUUGGGUGCUGUGAAAUGCAAGGUUUAAUUUAUGUAGUUGGGGGCAUCAGCAAUGAAGGAAUAGAGCUUCGUUCUUUUGAGGUUUAUGAUCCACUUUCUAAGCGUUGGUCUCCACUUCCUCCAAUGGGAACCAGAAGAGCAUAUCUUGGCGUGGCUGCACUCAAUGACUGCAUCUAUUCUGUUGGAGGGUGGAAUGAGACACAGGAUGCUCUUCAUACUGUAGAAAAAUAUUCCUUUGAAGAGGAAAAGUGGGUUGAAGUCGCCUCAAUGAAAGUGCCAAGAGCAGGCAUGUGUGUUGUCGCAGUCAAUGGUCUUCUGUAUGUUUCUGGAGGUCGUUCUUCCAGCCAUGAUUUCUUGGCCCCAGGUACCUUGGACUCAGUUGAAGUUUAUAACCCUCAUUCAGAUACAUGGACAGAAAUUGGUAACAUGAUCACCAGUCGUUGUGAAGGGGGUGUUGCUGUACUAUGAAAUAUAAAGCAUGAGCACGCAAGGAACAUUUUGAAAAUGUAAGAUCUGAUCUUUUGCAAAGCAGACAUAUAUUUGGUGAUAGUAUCCUCUGAUUCUAUUGUGUUUUCCCUGUGUUUGAUAGAUAACUGACUAAAGAGUGAUUUUUCUAAAAAUUUUAUUGAGAAGGGAUAUGAAAUAUAUCCUAAAUUAAGAGCUCACACAAAUUUGCCACAAUUAUGAACAAUAGAAAUGCUGUUUAUGCUUGAGAAUUAUCCAGUUAAGCGUAUAGUUCUAUUCGUAAAAAUUACUUGCUAGAAGCUUCUUGAAAAAUAGCCCCUUUAAAGCUUCUCCAGUACAAGUUGUAACAGGACCUUUAUAUGAUGUAGGAAUAAUAUCAAUGAGACAGUUUAAACAUUUCUAUACAUUCAUGAUUCAAUCCAGAGUGUGCUUCUCCAUGGCCAUAGUUUGACCUACACAGAAAAGCCAAUGAAACAACUUCCUACUUUUAUUUGAUGCCAGGAGUUUUCACUAGCCCCAGACUUUUUAUUGGCAGCAGAUAUACUAGGAGGGGGUGUGUUUUGUUUGUUGAUAGCAGCCAAAGAAAACUUCUGCUUGCUUAUAUUUUUUGUCUUGAUCCUGAGAGUGCAAGUAAGGAAUUAAUAGGAGGUUCUUAGUGACAGUCCUUGAUUGUAAUAGGAUGUUAUAACGGGCAAUAGAGCCCAGCAGGAAGCAUGCACCUAGAAAUUUCUUCCUUAUUUUCUAGAUAGUUACCAAAAGUAUCUGUUUGGCUUUAGGAGGAGGGAAUUUUAUUAGAUUAUCCUGCUUUGUGAAAUUUACUUAUACUUGGGCAAGGCUAAAUAUGACCAUACUACAAAGCUGCUACCUGGCUUGGGGAAGCCUGAAUUCUAGGUACCUGUAAAACUGUUUAUAGACACUGACUCAUAAGUG